UCAUAGCGCCAGACGUGUUCAGGCGGCGUAACCAUGGAGAGACGUUGGCCAAUGGCAGAGAGGACCGUGAAUAGGGUGAGAGCAACCAGCUCUCGAGGAGAGCAGAGUGCAGUGGCCAGAGGAGGUUGAAGAGCUCUAGCUAGGUUGGUGGUUGGACUGUUGAUGUAAACGGUGGUAGUACUUAAGCUGCCACCAAACUUCUCUCCUGCCAUUAAAGAUCAUGGAAGAUUCACGGAGUGAACAACAGCGGAUGUUACGACGCCACUACCGCGAGAAGAAAGAGCUACAGGCCCGCAUUCAGUUCAUGAAGAGUUCGGUCCCCAAGACCGACAAGAAGAAAAGAAAGCAGUUGAAUCUCGAGGUGGCCCGCCUUGAGGCCGAGAUGGAGCAGAAGCACCAGCAGGAGCUGGAGAAGUUGCAAGAGAGUUUCCCUAAUAUCAUCAUCAUUGAUUCUGUCACUGAAGAUCUAGCCAAGAUGAAUCUCGAGAACCAGCCUCCGGGCUUCUCCAGGGCACAGAGAAAGCGCGAAAGAAGGGCAGCCCUCGAGAGGGCACGCCAGGAGAGCUUUGCGGAGGUUGACAUGGAGUGUCUGGCCAGCUUCCGCCAAGACGAGGAAGAGAAGCUCACCGGCAUCCUGGAGGCCAAGCAUCUAGAGAUGAAGGCUAUGCCAACUGAUAGCCACUGCAUGUAUCGUGCCAUCCAAGACCAGCUGGUGUUCUCCGUGACCGUGGAGAGCCUGCGGAGCCGCACCGCCGAAUACAUGCGGAAGCACAUCGAUGAUUUCUUGCCUUUCUUCAGCCACCUCGCACCCGGUGACGCCUACAGCCGCGACUACUUCUUGAGCUACUGCGACGACAUCGUGGGCAGUGCAUCGUGGGGAAGCCAGCUGGAGCUGAGGGCCCUGUCACACGUCCUGCAGACCCCCAUCGAGGUGAUCCAGGCCGACUCGCCAGCCAUCGUCAUUGGAGAGGAGUACACCAAGAAGCCGCUAAUCCUGGUCUACGUGCGCUACUCCUGCAACUUCGGGGCGCACUUCAACUCCGUGAAGCCGCAGGAGGCCGGCGCCGCUGGGGGCGCAGCCCCUCGUCUCUUCUAGGCCCGCCUUUGCCAUCGCUGUGGCCGUUGCCACCGGAGCCAAAGCCGCCGCUACCGCGUCUCCUCAGUAGGCUCUGUUUUCUUUUUUCCUUCGGUUUUCUUUCUUUCUUUUUUUUUUUUUUUCCUUCAUUUUACUCAGAGCUCACCCCCUCUCUCUCUGCCCUCCACCCCCUACCUACCCACCUCGCUCUUCCAUCCCCUACCAAGAGAUCUGUAUAGUCCUCUCUGAGGGGAGUGUGUUUGCCAAGUUUUCACCACUUCUGGCCCUGAAGGGUCUCUCUCCCCACACCCCACCGUGAGAAUUGGUCUUGUUGCAAAUAACUUUGAGGUUCAAAAAAUGGCAACUUGGUUUGAUGCUUUCUUCACCUGGGUGGGGGGAAAUCAGUUUAGCUCAGAAUCUUCCCGUUGUCCUGUAAAUGUAUUAAUUACUUAAAGGAGCUGAUGUGAUCAAAAUGAUUUGUUUUGAGAAUAACUUUUGCUUAGUUCUUUGGGGAAAAAUGUACUGUGGGCUGUUGGAGGGGGUUGAUUUUCCCUUUAUCUGGGCUACUCAGGAGAUGUCUCAAGCUACAAACAAGACCUCCUCUAGUAUUUUGCUUUGUUUUUUCAUAAAACCUUGUGUGGUUGCAAAUUAAUUGUCGUUUAGAUGUUUGCUGAAUUCUAAAUAAUAGCAUUUGUUAAAUUUAGAAGUUAAAUGUAAGCAUUAAAUAUAGAAAAUAGAUUUACCUAAACUGAUAAGCGCUCUAAGAUGUGACAGAUCUCAAUUUAAUUUCCUUUAUUAAUGACAGGAAAGGAUGUGACUUUAUUCAAGUAGUUGAUCCAUUUUAUUAUAUCUGCAAUUGGUGUGAAGUAAAAACAGACAAACUGAUAGGUAGCUUAACUUACUGUGAGGGGUGAGAUCUGAACUAGUAAGUUUCCUUUAUUCUCAGACAUAAGAGGGUAUAACUUUAUUCAAGUAGUUGGUCUGCUUUGUUCUAUCUACAACCGGUAUGAAGUGUGAAAGAUCUGAACUUAGUAAUUUUCCUUAAUUCUUAGAGAUAACAAGUAUUUUAAAAGAUUUUAAACUAUUCAAGUAGUUGAUUAUUGUUAAAUCUGCAACUGGUAUGAAGCAAAAAAAAGUGAGCAAUAUACUUUUGUUGAUAUUUGAGACAUGUUGUUAUCUUGAAUUUGCCAAAAAAUAGUUAAAGUGAAAAAAAAAAUAACCUUUACAUCCUGUAUUUCAGUGAGAUUACUUACAUUCAUUUAAGAAUUGUUUGUACACAUCAGAUUUCUAAAAUAAAAUAUAUAACAUCAGAAAAUGUAUGCUAUGUGUUUAAAGAAUAAAAGCAGUUUAAAAAUA
This is a messenger RNA of Bubalus bubalis (water buffalo), 2431 nucleotides long. RefSeq names its product OTU deubiquitinase 6A (gene OTUD6A). The record is from RefSeq and is a predicted model, not a curated record. The coding region runs from base 221 to 1096 and encodes 291 amino acids. The transcript has a single exon. NCBI's taxonomy places the organism in Eukaryota, Metazoa, Chordata, Mammalia, Artiodactyla, Bovidae. Gene Ontology annotation, biological process: protein K33-linked deubiquitination; protein K27-linked deubiquitination; protein K11-linked deubiquitination. Gene Ontology annotation, molecular function: cysteine-type deubiquitinase activity.